Penicillium soppii is the source of this 2118-nucleotide messenger RNA. RefSeq names its product ASCC2 family CUE domain-containing protein. Lineage: Eukaryota; Fungi; Ascomycota; Eurotiomycetes; Eurotiales; Aspergillaceae. Gene Ontology annotation, molecular function: ubiquitin binding. The coding region runs from base 1 to 2118 and encodes 705 amino acids. The record is from RefSeq and is a predicted model, not a curated record. The transcript has a single exon.
AUGGCGGAGUUCCCGCCACUUGCUCCAGUGCCAUCCCCCGCAGUGCGGAGGACAAUCCCAUCAAAUGACUGGGAGAAUUGUUUAGAUGCAUGGAUGACUCUACUGGGAAUCCGGCUGAAUGCAUCUGAUCAGCAGUUUAAAGUUGCCGCCACUGAAGACAUAUCGAUUCCCCUAUUCUUGGGGUCAUACUAUCAAUAUACGGCCGCAGGGGACUCUAGUCUGCAAAGCGGACCUAAAGCUCGACAGCUUCGGAAGCUCUGCUUUUUGGUCACAAGGCGAUUUUUGCUUGAUUUAUCCAAUCCACCAGAUGAUGUUCUAGAAUGGAGACUUCUCGGCAAUUUAUGUUGCUGCCAUCCGUCCAGUGCGGUUUUGAAGACGUCAUUAUUAAAGGCCUGGGAGCUGCACCAUGCCAAAAUCACUUCCAGUAUCGGCAAAGCGAAAGCUAGCGUGAUAAAGAAUCUCUCUUCGGCGAAUGCUUCCUCAAACCCCGAGAUCAUUUCUGACAUUCGUCGUUUGACCAUCCUAGCUUCUGUCCUGCCAGCAUGUGGCCAAGAGCUCAUGGCGGGCUCCGAUUUCUUGGACACGAUAGCAGAAGCUUAUCAGUCAAAGGGUGUUAGGGAGGAGUUUCGCAAGAUCCUCGUUGCUAAUGCUUACGUUGGGUUGAUUUCCUUAUUGAAGGAGCCAGUCAAUUUGUCCUCAUUGUUGGACCAAUUGUUCAGUCUCAAAGCCGCCGCCCGAGUUGGGGCACCGAAGAUCAAGAAAGAACCAACAUUGCUCUCUGAUCUAGUCUGUAGCUCAGACCUGCUUAUUCGAUUGGAGAAGUAUCUCUUCAGUCACCCCCAGAAACGGGGGCAAGAUCUUCUCGCCAGCUUGCGUGCCUACCAAGUGGAAUCGAAGUCGCUACACCAUCGAUAUCAGAGGCGCAAGAGAGUAGACAAGGGUAAAGAUGUUUCUUCAGAUCCUGUCAUCUCUGGAGAAGUCCAUGCACAUAAGAUGUCACUCGUCACACAGGUGCAGGACCUGUUCCCUGAUCUUGGGUCGGGAUUCAUUGUACGGCUUCUGGACUUCUACAACGAAAACCCUGAAACUAUUGUCGCCCAACUGCUUGAUGAUUCGCUCCCUCUGGAGCUUCAGUCUCUAGAUCGAACAGAGCAACUGCCUCCCCAGGCAGGACCUCAUCGUGUCCAUAUGUCACCUCAACCAACACCACCCGCAAUGCCAUCACCCCAACCCGAAUACCUUCCGACCCGAAAGAACGUCUUUGACAAUGACGUAGACAUAGCCGAACUCAGCCGCUCAGGCGAUGCCCAAGGAAAAUUGCACUUUGGCCGUGUCGAUGCAGACCAAACAGCCGACACAGUUCUGUCAGACCGCAGUCAACACGCCGCAAACAAAGCAGCAAUCCUCUCUGCCUUGGCAACAUUCGAUUCCGACGAUGAUGAGCGGGACGACACCUACGAUGCAACCGACGUGGGCGGCGCCAUUGACGGACCCACAGGUGCAGACGGCGAAGCCGAUGCAGACCAGCGCAACCGCCGCGCAGUCGACAUCGACGCAACGCUCUUCCGAACAUACAAGUCUAACCCUGGUCUCUUCGCCCGUGACUCGGCGACCCGCCGCUCGCAGCCUCGCCAGUCAUUGAAGCGCGAGACUGAGAUGACCGACGAGGCUAUUGAGGGAUGGGCUGUUAUGCUUGCGCGUGACUCAAAGCGCCUUGCUAAACUUGAAGGCCAGCUGGCUAUGGACGCCGGUGGGCCUGGCGGUGGAGCAUUGAACCAGCCUGAAUUGCGCUCUACUUCUUACAGGAGACCGCAGCCUCGUGAGGAUGGCGACGAGGGCUCUGACGAGGGUGAAUCAUCUGGCCAUCCUGGCUCAAGGGGUGGCAGAGGGGGCGGUGGACGUGGUGCAGGAGGGGGACGCGGGGGUGGACGAGGCCGUGGACGCGGUCGUGGUGGUGGUGGCGGCGGUGCCGGCCCUCAGUCUGCAUCUGGAGGUCAGGGACAGGCGGAUAGUGCUGCUUCGCGACAGAGAAAGGAGGAGAACAAGGGGAGUCGCGCAAAUCAUAAUCGUCGGCAGCAACAUGCGAAGAAGAUGGCGCGCGGUGGAUUGCCUGGUUAA